AUGUUGCUUUCCUUGGCCGUAGCCGGCCUCAUGGCCACCGUCACCACCGCCUGUUCCGGAGGCUCCAACGACGGCCAUGACGAUGGUCAUCCCCACACCAUCUCCCGCAGGUCGGCGUGUGUGCCGACAGAAUUCGACGUCUCGGUGAAUCUUUGCUGUUCCGGGAAUGAAACCCCGUGCGGAACUCAAGAACAAUUCGAGUCGGCGCUUGCCAUGGCUAACGAAAAAUUCGGACCGGCCAAGGUUAAAUUCACCCUGAAAAAGUUCAACAUCUUCCAAAACAACACCUGCACGGAAGCCGAUGUGACGCAGGACUCGGCUGCUGAAAUCAAGAAGACCGUAUGCGAGCAUGGCUCCGGCAUCAUCGACAUUCUGUAUCUGCCGACAAACCUGGGCCACGGUAUAUCCAAAGGAUUUAGCAACAUCCCCAACAUCACCAAUGGCUGGCCCAUUUCAGCAAUCCUCCACGGCAUCGACGGGCCUCGUAUGGCCAUGGACACCCUGACUGGUGUCACCGAUCAAUACGGAACAGUCACCAACGACCUGCUCCUCACUCACGAACUGGGUCAUGCUUUCGGCCUUUAUCACGACGAUGGUCACGAGGAUAGCCUGAUGUACCCCUCCGUCGGCCCGUUGACGGGACACAGGAAGAGCUUCAAAUAUGCCUUUAACGAGACCGAGAAGGACAUCAUCUGCUCGGUUGCGAACAAGCGAAAGGCAGAAGGGGGCGAGAUUCUGGGCGAUAAGCUGAAGUCGACGGGCCCGGCCGACUCGGCAGAGCCCGGUUCUGCGCCGACUCGACAACCAGUGGGCCCGAAGAAUGGCACAUAUGAUUCCGAACCGUUGUAUCCCAACCCCCAUGACGCCCAUAACGCGAACAAGACUCGUCCCUCGUGCGGACGUCAUCGCAAAGGCGCGCACAAGGGCUCUCACAAGGGCUCCGACAAGGGCUCCGUCCCGGGCCCGGCCACGCCUGCUGGUCAGCGGACGCCGAAUGCUCCACCAGCAGAUGGGUCGAUGCCCAUCGUCAACCCUUCCGGCGGAAACAACGGCCAGAUCUCGAACGGAGGGAACGGCCAACACCCUCACCCAAGCUCGCCCCAGGCGAACCAGUGCCUUUGUACUUGCCCGGGACUUCAGCAACCCCUUGCCGCCGCCGUUCUGCCUACCCGACCCGACCUUCUCUAUAUCCCGAAGCAGCCAGGAUACUCCCCGACUGGCUCAAACCGGGAUCAGGGCACAAAGAACCUGAAUGGGGGCUCGGACCAGACACCUUCGUCUGAAUCGAACGGGAACAACAAGCCGCAAGAGUCGCAAGAGAAGCAGCCUUCCGGUGCCGACAACGCCGAGCAGCCUUCCGGUGCCAAUAAUGCCGAGCAGCCUUCCGGUGCCAACAAUGCCGAGCAGCCUUCCAGUGCCGACAACGCCAACCCGCAGGCGCAAAAAGACCAACAACGCUUCUUCAAAGCAGGUGGACCGAAGAAGCAGGGUAACGCGGCACCGUGGUCCAUUGUGAACAAAAACUCGACCAUUCCUGCGUCCAACUCGACCGUGCCUACUUCCAACUCGACCGUGCCUACUUUCAACGCGACCGUGCCUACUUUCAACUCGACCGUGUCUGCUCCCGACUCGACCGUGCGUAUUCCCGACUCGACCGUGCGUAUUCCCGACUCGACCGUGCAUAUUCCCGACUCGACCGUGCGUAUUCCCGACUCGACCGUAUCUACGCCCGACUCGACCGUGUCUACGCCCGACUCGACCGUAUCUACGCCCGACUCGACCGUGUCUACGCCCGACUCGACCGUGUCUACGCCCGACUCGACCGUAUCUACGCCCGACUCGACCGAGUCUACGCCCGACUCGACCGAGUCUACGCCCGACUCGACCGAGUCUACGCCCGACUCGACCUUGUAUAAGCCCGAUUCGACCGAGUCUAAUCCCGACUCGAACGUGCGUACUUUCAAAUCGACCAAAGCAACAUCCCCUGACUACUAG
Messenger RNA from Drechmeria coniospora, 1995 nucleotides. RefSeq lists its product as uncharacterized. Bases 1 to 1995 code for a protein of 664 amino acids. The transcript is spliced from 3 exons. NCBI's taxonomy places the organism in Eukaryota, Fungi, Ascomycota, Sordariomycetes, Hypocreales, Ophiocordycipitaceae. Gene Ontology annotation, molecular function: metallopeptidase activity. The record is from RefSeq and is a predicted model, not a curated record.